Aspergillus aculeatus ATCC 16872 is the source of this 1294-nucleotide messenger RNA. RefSeq names its product putative transcription initiation factor subunit (TAF30). Lineage: Eukaryota; Fungi; Ascomycota; Eurotiomycetes; Eurotiales; Aspergillaceae. The transcript has 7 exons. The record is from RefSeq and is a predicted model, not a curated record. Bases 288 to 986 code for a protein of 232 amino acids. Gene Ontology annotation, biological process: chromatin remodeling; regulation of transcription by RNA polymerase II. Gene Ontology annotation, molecular function: histone binding. Gene Ontology annotation, cellular component: NuA4 histone acetyltransferase complex; Swr1 complex.
CAAUUGAGAGUCAAUCUCAGUCAAGUUUGCAGUAAACCUGGGGAGCAAGAAAGCGAAAGUGACAGACAUUGCAGCCCCGAUCAGAUCCCAUCCCGGCAAACACCCGACCUCAACUCCGCCUUGAUUCGUCGCGCCUGCUUGAGCCCGAUUGCUCUCCGUACACUUUCUCCCAAAACAACCAGUCUGCCACCACAACCUUCAGAGGAAGGGAUCCAGCCAAGCUCGCCAUUCACUCAAUCCCUAACUCCCUAUCUCUCCGCGCAAUCAACUGAAGCCUAUUCACAACGAUGCCCGACGUCAAGAGAAAUGUCCGUCUGGUGACGGAGCAGCACAUUCUGAACAAAGACUCCGGCGUCGAGGGAUUCCCUCUACGAUCAUGGUCAAUUGAAAUCUACCUGGUCAACGACCACGGCGAGCAGGUUCCCGCAAACGUCUUCGACAAGGUGACGUACACACUGCACCCGAGUUUCGGCCCGCGGGCUGUUCAGACUUUUAAGAAUCCUCCGUUCAGAAUCUCCGAGGAAGGAUGGGGUGAAUUCGACAUGCAGAUCGGCCUGUCUGCCGCCGACAAGGAGCAUUUCGUCACCCAUGACCUCAACUUCGCGCAGGCGCGCUACGAAUCCAAGCACGUUAUUACCUUCAAGAACCCCAAGCCUGCGCUGCUAGCGCUACUGCGUGAAUCCGGCCCCGUUCCUGGCGACGAGAACGGAGUCAAGUCGAAACGCGCCGCGGGAGGCGAGGAGGGGUCGAAGAAGAAAAAGAAGACGGAGAAGAAUGUCGACAUGGACAAGCUGGCCGAUGGCCUCCAGCGUCUUGGCGAAGACGAUCUUCUCCAAGUGGUGCAGAUGGUCCAUGACAACAAGGCUCCGGACUCAUAUACCAAGAACGAUGUUGAGCAGGGUGAAUUCCACGUCGACCUCUAUACCUUACCCGAUAACCUAAUCAAGAUGCUCUGGGAUUUCACGCAGGAAAAAGGUGCUUUGUGAUUUUGUUUCUUUUUUGUCGGACUCUCUCUUUUCUUCCAUCUUUCUUGUCUCUCUUCCGACUACCAUUUUAUUUUAUUUUCCCCUCUCUCGUCCGAAAUCUUCGUGAUAAAACAAAACUUAAUCAUACCACUUUUCCUGCGUUGUUUGACCCGUGUACCUUUCGAUCUUGUCUCUGGACCUCUGGACAAAGCCACAUAUGUGUCUAUAUGGCUUCUCCCUUUCUUGCGAAAGUGCGUGGGCUGCUAGGAGUCGUUGCAUUGAAGCUUUCUUUUGCUUUUUCGGCGAGAAUACAAAAUUUUCUGUCUGCU